Messenger RNA from Cuscuta campestris, 2081 nucleotides. Lineage: Eukaryota; Viridiplantae; Streptophyta; Magnoliopsida; Solanales; Convolvulaceae. The record is from the annotation of a GenBank genome assembly.
AGAGCAUUUGUUUUCCCAUUAUAUAUACCCCAUGCACUCCUUUGCCAAUUCUUCAUCACAAAAAACAAAGAUUUACAAAAACAAAGGUUUGCUUUCCACGUUAAAAAAACAACAUGGAAUAUUUAAGGAAAACAAGUCAUUAUGUUCUUGUGCUACUGUUCGCGUUCUUAGCUUUAUUAGGGGCCGAAGCGGCUCGGAACCUCCGAGAUGACGGCGGCUGGAUAACGGUGAGCGGCGGCCACUUCGAGCUCAACGGCUCUCCUUACCUCUUCAACGGCUUCAACUCCUAUUGGAUGAUGCACGUUGCGUCCGACGUGGGAGAGAGGAACAAGGUCACCGAGGUUCUGCGUGAGGCCUCGGCGGCUGGCCUCUCCGUCUGUCGCACCUGGGCCUUCAGCGACGGAAACCGCUACAACGCCCUCCAAACGUCCCCCGGCGUCUACGACGAACGCGUUUUUCAGGGGCUUGAUUUUGUGAUAACGGAGGCGAGAAAAUACGGGGUCCGUUUGAUACUAAGUUUGGUGAACAAUUAUAACGAUUUUGGAGGAAAAGCACAAUACACGGAGUGGGCAAAGAAUAACGGAACGGAGAUCCACAGUGAGGACGAUUUCUACACUAAUCCCGUGCCCAAAGAGUAUUACAAGAACCAUGUCAAGAGAGUUAUAACAAGAGUCAACACCAUCACUGGGAUCGCGUAUAUGGACGACCCGACCAUCAUGGCAUGGGAACUCAUGAACGAGCCUCGCUGCGCCGCGGAUUACUCUGGGAAGACCGUAAACGAGUGGGUGGAAGAGAUGGCGGGGUACGUGAAAUCGCUGGACAAGAAGCACUUGCUAGAGAUAGGAAUGGAAGGUUUCUACGGAGACAGCAAGCCAGAAAGGCAGGAAUAUAAUCCCGGGUAUAGUGUUGGCACAGAUUACAUCACCAACCACAUGGUCCAAGACAUUGAUUUUGCCACCAUCCAUGCCUACACCGACCAAUGGGAAUCAGGGAAGAGUGAUGAGGAACAGAUGGCAUUCAUGGUCCGGUGGAUCUCAAGCCAUUGGCAAGACGCAGAGAACAUACUAAAGAAGCCAUUGGUCCUAGCCGAGUUCGGCAAGUCGAGUCACGACCCGGGCUACACCCUGACCGCCCGCGACACCUUCAUAACCAACGUGUACCGCGACGCAUACAACUUGGCCCACACGGGUGGGACCAUGGCUGGGGCCAUGAUCUGGCAGCUCAUGGCUGAGGGCAUGGAGGGAUGGGACGAUGGCUACUCCAUCGUCCUGGCUGAUUACCCAUCCACUGCUCGUAUCAUCGCUGGCCAGUCUUAUGUUAUGGCCAGCUUGUCUCAACACCUCUUCAGUCGCCCCCGUCCCCAUCCUUUCGGUCACGCCUACGACUGCAUCACCCACCCACGCCCUAUUCUCCGCCUCCCUCACAGCUCUCAUCGUCACCAAGGAAGAGCGGAAGCAUGAUGAUCGUAAUCAUUUUUACCUCCUUUGCCGACGAGCGCUUUUGACGUGACCCGAGCACCCAGGGUCACGUACAAUAUAUAACUAAUAAGCGUACUAGUUAUAAAUACUAUAAGUUCUGAGCUAAAUAGUACGGACUAUGUAACUUUUUCUUUAUGUCUUUUAUAAUACUCGUUGUACACUUCACAUUGAAUAAAACCUUAUAUUGAAUCAUCGUAUCAGCUUUUUUUUGAACUUCAUUCUAAGUCUUAGAUUUGAUAUCAUCACCAUGUACUUAGAAUGACGAUAUUCUAGCCUAAAAUCAAUCAACAAUAUUAAGAGUAAUUCGUAUUCUUAUAUAUCAAGAUUUUUUAGAUUUUCAAAGUAGGAACUCUUUUUGUGAACGGAGGGAGUAUGUUAUACUUUCUCUGUCUCAAUAAUUUUUUGACAGACAAAAAAAAUCACAGCUUAAAAAUGGAUAGUUUAUAAAUUACUCCCUCCGUCCCAUGAAACAUGGGACUUUUGCUUUUUAGGAGGGAUUUAAGGGGAGUGUAUUUUGGUAUUGAAUUUCCAAAAAUGUCCUUUGAUGUGAUGGGUAAAAGUAUGAUUUGAUGGAUAGAUUAUUAGUAAAAAGGUAUGAUGUGA